GAAUGGAAUUUCACGAGAUCUCAAUAUCGCCAUUUUAUGCUAACUUCCCGAAAUCGCACUAUAUUGCAAUUGUAAAUAAACCCGAGGAUGUGACAGGGAAAUACAUGCAUGGUGGUUCAGAAGAAUAAGUAGCCAUGCCGUUCAUUCAGCGGUGUAUAGACCCGACUCAGGUGAGCCGCGAGGAGGUGGACAAGUCGGUUACUAACGAGCUGGAAUGUGUCACCAAUCAUACCCUGAGUAACAUCAUUCUGCAGCUGAGCAGUCUGAGUAAACAUGCUGAGGACAUGUUUGUGGAGCUGACCGCAGAGGCUGACCUGUUCAAUAAGCGGGCUGGCCAGCUCCAGUACAGAAUCGACCACCUUCGGGACAAGGUUACCCAGCUUGAUGCAGCAGUGGAACCAGUGUCUCUACAGGAUAUCCAUCUGAGGAAGCCGUUUAAGAGUUCAAUGCCUCACGACCAACAAGUGGUAUCACAGAACACAAUUCCUCGCGCCAUCCAAAACAGCUACAAUCACUGCGAUCAGCCACCUGCUCUCAGCAAACUAGAUGUAUUCAGGGAAGAUGGACGAGACAGUAUGAAAUUUUACACCGACCCAGGGUAUUUCUUUGAAUUAUGGUAUGCAGAGAUUCAAAAAGACAUCGAACAAAAACGAACAGAAUUACGAAAAAAGAAACGACAGAGACCAGGUAAGGAGCAAACAGGAGGGCGUCGCCCACGACAGAUAGUCACAAAGAAGGAAAAGUUUGCCCAUGCAGCACAUGGUGUAGAGUUUAGUGAUCAUUACAAGGACCCUAAGGCUCUAGGAAUUCAACCUACUGCUAACCACUACUCCUCACAGGAACUCCACAAUGAUACUCGCCAGGCUGAUCAGCAUCAACGGCCUGGCAGUCUAGAUGUUCGUCACAGUCAGGCGAAGGGCCAUCAAAAGAAACAAGCCAAUGGGCCUCAUCCUGCUGGUCCCCCACCACAACAACCCCAGGGGUACCCUCAACAACCAGGGCAGGCUGAGCAGGAGUUCCCAACUCCUCCCUACACUAAUCACCAGCCCUACUCCUCUCCACAACACCAACCAAACAGAAACUCCACACGUGCACACAAUGUGAUGCAGAGUCCUGCCCGCCCCUCCCAGCCUCCUCCUGCUCCUCCUCCCAAUAUGGGGGACAGACAGAGUCCAUCUACACGCGAUAGUUUGCCUCCACCACCACCCCCACCAGACCCCCAUAUGUCCUAUACCCCCAGCCCCCAGACAACCCCUCAACCAGCCCGUCACCCUCUUGUUCAUCAGAAUAGCCGACACUCCCCUGCACACCAACCACACCACUCUAGUCCAGCAAGACAAGACUCCACAGUUCUGCCCCCUCCCCCACCUUCCCCUCCAAACUCACAGACACCAGACACUCCUGUCAACCUACCACCCCCACCCUCUCCCCCAGGCAUGGGCGUUUUGCCCCCACCUCCUCCCCCUCCUCCCCCGCCCCCACCACCUCCUCCUGCAGAAGCAAAGCUGAACGGCAUCGGUCACAUGGCCCAUGACACAACAUCCAUCUCCUCAUCAACUAGCUCAAUGACUACAGGGUCUACAGGAAACAUGCCUGAGCCACCAACCGCAGGCAGUGGACGGAGUGCUCUGCUGGAGGAGAUACGCAACAAAGAACUGUACAGUCAGCUGAGGAAGGUGGAGGAUCGUAAAAAACAGGAGGAGGAAAAAAGAACGCCAACCGGACGCUUUGAUGUGCAUUCCAUCAUGAACCGGGCAUUCGAGGUUAGGCGCAAAGCCCUGGAGGCAAGCGACACUGAGAGUGAGGAUGGAUCAUCAGAGGAAGAAUGGAAUUGAUUGGUCAUCACUCAUUACUAUGGAUACAUUUUACCCAGGAAUGUGAUUGGCCAAUCAGGCAUAUAAUCCUUAAGCUUGCAUUAUUACCCAGGAUUGUGUAAGGGCUGCCUAGAAGGUUCUGAUUUCAGGCUGGUUUGGAAUGUAUGAUUGUUUGUGUCCCCAUCAUGAGGGAUAAAACAGGAAAUGCUGAUGAUUGGACUGGAGUGUGCUUCUGGUACUUACAGAAUGACCAGGGGAAAGAGUAGCAAUGCAAAGUGACCCGAAGGCUAUACUUGUAUAGCAGUGGAAUGAGGAAGUACUCAGAGAACAAUACUUAGAGUGGUGUUAAAGCCGAGUUUUCGGAGGACUAUACUUAGAACAGUGAAAUAGUUACUACUUACCCCUCAGCAGGCCCUUUAUGGCUUUUGUUGCCAUAGAAAUAGUUUCAUACACAAAGUAUAAGCAUACAUUUUACAUAACGUUUUGCUUGUAAUGAUUUGAGUUAUUCAGAUUUGAAUAUUGUUAUAUAUGGUACUGUACUAACCCUCAUGUAUUUCAUUAUUAAGUUGAUUGUUUUAUCAGUGAUGUCAGUGGGAGAUCCUUCUCCCUCAUACACAGUCUCCUAUGGCUGGGUUCUUCCAGCUUUAUCUAACUAUUAUUUCAGAGUAUUGAUCUGUUUGUAUCACUUAAAAUAAGUACAGCCAAAGGCCACACAAUUAUUGGGGCUCCCUCGCUUGGUACACCAGAGAACGUAACGACAA
Pecten maximus is the source of this 2575-nucleotide messenger RNA. Its product is annotated as wiskott-Aldrich syndrome protein family member 2-like. NCBI's taxonomy places the organism in Eukaryota, Metazoa, Mollusca, Bivalvia, Pectinida, Pectinidae. Gene Ontology annotation, cellular component: SCAR complex; cytoskeleton. The transcript has 6 exons. The record is from RefSeq and is a predicted model, not a curated record. The coding region runs from base 135 to 1835 and encodes 566 amino acids. Gene Ontology annotation, biological process: actin cytoskeleton organization; positive regulation of Arp2/3 complex-mediated actin nucleation. Gene Ontology annotation, molecular function: protein kinase A regulatory subunit binding; Arp2/3 complex binding; actin binding.